UUUUGACCCCGUGCGGUAUUUUGGGUGGCUCCAUUGAUUUCUGCCAUGCAUUGAGGUGGCGAUCGUGGCGCUCCAGUCAUCGUAUGACGUCGGCGCAGGCCGACAACCCGGGCAAGCGCCGCCAUGGCCGACCGCUUCGACUGCGACAACUGCAAAGAGUCCCUGUACGGCCGCAAGUACAUCCAGUCGGACGACAGCCCCUACUGCAUCCCGUGCUACGACAGCCUCUUCUCCAACACGUGCGACGAGUGCAAGGAGCUGAUCGGCCACGACGCCCGCGAACUCUUCUACGAGGACCGGCACUACCAUGAGCACUGCUUCCGCUGUUUCCGCUGCGACCGCUCGUUGGCGGACGAGCCCUUCACCAACCAGGAGGACGCGCUGCUCUGCAACGACUGCUACUGCAACGAGUUCUCGUCCAAGUGCGUCGCCUGCGACAAGAUCGUCAUGCCAGGUACGAGGAAGCUGGAGUACGCUGGCUCCACGUGGCACGAAGGCUGCUUCGUCUGCCACGCCUGCGAGCAGCCCAUCGGCUCCAAGUCCUUCAUCCCCGAGAAGGACGAGCACUACUGCGUGUCGUGUUACGAGGACAAGUUUGCACCGCGCUGCACGCGCUGUCAGAAGACCCUGGCCAAAGGCGGCGUGACCUACCGGGACGAGCCGUGGCACAAGGAGUGUUUCGUGUGCAGCGGCUGUAAAACGCAGCUGGCCGGCCAGCACUUCACCUCGCGCGACGACAGCCCCUACUGCCUCAAGUGCUUCGGAAGCCUCUACGCCAAGAAGUGCGAGGCCUGCAGCAAACCCAUCACAGGUUUCGGCGGCGGCAAAUACAUCUCGUUCGAGGAGCGCCAGUGGCACCAGCCGUGCUUCACCUGCACGCAGUGCUCCGUGUCGCUGGUGGGCGCCGGCUUCUUCCCCGACGGCGAACGCAUCCUGUGCCGCGACUGUCACAACGGCCUCUAAAGACCCCCGCGCUCCCUCCCUUGCAUACCACUCGAGUCACGUCAUAGCCAAAGGCUUGUGUAGACCCAGCCAGGUGACAACACACAAAAACCAAGGCGCUUUUUCCAAAGUGGACCACCACCAAACUCCUUGAUACGGCCUAGUGCCCGACCACAUGUUACAUAAUCCCGAACGACAUCAUUCUUGAAGGGACACGAGAGGGCAGUUUGACAGUCCCUUCUUGAUGGAGAAUCCUCGAUUGAUUUCAAAAAGUUGACACCGUGCUCUCGGUGCAUUCGAUGGCCUUGACCC
This is a messenger RNA of Hippocampus comes (tiger tail seahorse), 1254 nucleotides long. RefSeq names its product four and a half LIM domains protein 3-like. Gene Ontology annotation, biological process: actin cytoskeleton organization. Lineage: Eukaryota; Metazoa; Chordata; Actinopteri; Syngnathiformes; Syngnathidae. The transcript has 6 exons. Gene Ontology annotation, cellular component: nucleus; Z disc; stress fiber. The record is from RefSeq and is a predicted model, not a curated record. The coding region runs from base 124 to 963 and encodes 279 amino acids. Gene Ontology annotation, molecular function: transcription coregulator activity; actin binding.